AUGAAUAAAAUAUACUACAUACUGUUUUUAAGCGCCCAGUGCCUUGUGCACAUGGGUAAGUGCGAGCCAAACCAUAACCACAACAGACUGACCCGCAGCGCUAACAACGCUUCUUUGCAAAAGGAGCCUAUCAUUGAGAGAAGUACACGACUGAGUAACCCAUGGAAAGCGUUCAUGGAAAAGUACGAUCUCGAAAGAGCACACAGUUCAGGAAUUCGAGUUGAUUUAGGGGAAGAUGCAGAAGUGGGAAAUUCCAAGUAUAGGAUACCAGCUGGAAAGUGUCCAGUUUUUGGAAAGGGUAUCGUUAUAGAGAAUUCUAACGUUAGCUUCUUAAACCCUGUAGCUACAGGAAAUCAGAACUUGAAGGAGGGAGGUUUCGCCUUCCCGAGGGCAGAUGACAAUAUUUCCCCUAUAACAAUAGAUAACCUUAAACGAAGAUAUGCAGAUAAUGUAGAGUUGAUGAAGCUAAACGAUAUAGCUUUGUGUAAAACGCAUGCAGCUAGCUUUGUCAUGGCAGAGGAUCAAAAUUCGUCUUAUAGACACCCAGCUGUUUAUGACGUAGAUAAGAAAAUAUGUUACAUGUUGUAUUUAUCUGCGCAAGAAAAUAUGGGUCCAAGAUACUGUAGCCCAGAUGCAGAAAAUAAAGAUGCCAUGUUUUGCUUCAAGCCAGAUAAAAAUGAAAGUUUUCAAAACCUCGUAUAUUUAAGCAAAAAUGUGAGUAAUGAUUGGGAAAACAAAUGCCCCCGUGCAAAUUUAGGAAACGCUAAAUUUGGCUUAUGGGUGGACGGGAACUGUGAAGAAAUUCCAUACGUUAAAGAAGUGAAGGCAGAGAAUCUACGUGAAUGCAACAGAAUCGUUUUCGAAGCUAGUGCAUCAGAUCAACCAAGGCAGUACGAAGAAGAACUAACGGAUUAUGAGAAAAUACAAGAAGGCUUUAGGCAGAACAAUCAGGACAUGAUUAAAAGUGCCUUUCUUCCAGUGGGUGCAUUUAACUCAGACAAUUUUAAAAGUAGAGGAAGAGGAUUUAACUGGGCAAAUUUCGAUAAGGUAAAUAAAAGGUGUUACCUUUUUAAUGCCAAACCUUCCUGCCUCAUUAAUGACAGAAAUUUUAUUGCAACAACAGCGUUAUCUCACCCUCAAGAAGUAGAGGAUAAGUUUCCAUGCAGCAUAUACGAAGAUGAAAUUAAGAGAGAAAUUGAAAAACAAUCGAGGAAUAUGAAUCUGUAUAGCGUUGACGGAGAACGGAUUGUCCUGCCAAGAAUAUUUAUCUCCACCGAUAAGGAGAGUAUCAAAUGUCCAUGCGAGCCUGAACACAUUUCCAACAGUACCUGCAACUUUUACGUUUGUAACUGUGUAGAGAAAAGGGCAGAAAUUAAGGAAAAUAACGAAGUUGUCAUAAAGGAUGAAUUUAAGGAGGAUUACGAAAAUGCGGAAGGCAAAUCCAAGAAACAGAUGCUACUAAUUAUUAUCGCAAUAACUGGAGGUGUCUGUGUGGUUGCACUGGCCUCCAUGUUUUACUUUAGGAAGAAAUCUCACGAUGAUAAGUAUGACAAGAUGGAUCAGGCAGAAGCGUACGGAAAGCCCACCACCAGGAAGGACGAGAUGCUCGACCCCGAGGCGUCUUUCUGGGGCGAGGACAAGCGGGCCUCUCACACCACGCCUGUGCUUAUGGAGAAGCCUUACUACUGA
Plasmodium coatneyi is the source of this 1689-nucleotide messenger RNA. Its product is annotated as Apical membrane antigen. NCBI's taxonomy places the organism in Eukaryota, Apicomplexa, Aconoidasida, Haemosporida, Plasmodiidae. The record is from RefSeq and is a predicted model, not a curated record. The transcript has a single exon. Gene Ontology annotation, cellular component: membrane. The coding region runs from base 1 to 1689 and encodes 562 amino acids.